Molecule: messenger RNA, 1158 nt
Organism: Pleurotus ostreatus (oyster mushroom)
Lineage: Eukaryota; Fungi; Basidiomycota; Agaricomycetes; Agaricales; Pleurotaceae
Exons: 3
Coding region: 1-1158 (385 amino acids)
Source: RefSeq, a predicted model, not a curated record
AUGAACAGAGGUGCAAGCUAUCAGCUUCCAGACCUAACCUCCCUUGUCCGCGACUUUGAGCUGCACACAAAUCCUCAUUGCCACGCCAUUUCACUCACCUCUGGACCAGGGAAGUUAAUCAAUGAGCGCGAUAAAGCGUGUUGGCGUGGAAUGAAGGCGGGGUUGCUGGCCUCAUUGUGCUUCCCGACAUGCGACGCCCCGCAACUGAAAGACCUGGCUGACAUCAUGUCUGCGUUCAUCUGCAUCCAAGUGCGCUUAGUGGGUGCAUGCGACAUGGGAGAAUGUGGGUGGACGCCUUCGGAGGGGGAGGGUCAAAUGGGGUCGGGAGGCUGGGAGCUUCUUGCGCAGAAUGCCCUACUUGCUCGAUUGAUCCCACAGGUGAAGCGGCUUGCCUCGCGUGCGCCAGCAGACUGGGCCUCACGGCUGGAGAAAGCAUCACACGCUUUCCAUGCUGCCCAUCUGCAGCUAGUCGCGAAAUCCCCGCCACCGGAGAGUAUCGAAGCAUGCUUGGCUCUCCAUACAGACGCCAGUGGCUUCCGUAUAAUAUUCCUCUUAGCGGAGGUCAUUAAGGAGCUCCACCUCCCCCCAAACGUCCAAUUGCUAGAACAACUCGCAGACAGCGCGCUCAAGAUCAUCGUUGGAUCCCUCCAACUUGUCUCGUACAAUCUGCAUGCCUCCAAGAAGAGCAGCGGGAACGCCGUGGCCGUCGUCAUGUCUCUCAGGGAAAUAUCCCUGCAGGGGGCGCUCAAAGUCUGCAUGGGCGAAUGCAGGAAGAAUGUCGAGACGUACCGCACGGUCGAGCGCGCGAUUCUCGUUGGUCUCUCCGGAGAGGCGCCCCCGCCAAUGCCGCCACGUAAGCCCAGGCCGCUUGCAGGUCAUACUCGGGCUUCGAGUUCGAUCUGGUCCUGGAUUCCUUUCGUAGCUCCGCAGGAGGCUCCGGCACCGCCUGCCCCCGAGCCGGCUCCUCUUCUCCCUGUGCUAGAGGUCGAGGAAUGGGACGAUGAUGUUAAGGACGACGUGAGGUCGUAUGUAAACGGGCUGAGAGAUUGCGUCGUGGGGUAUAUCCACUGGUUAUACGAGACGGAGAUAUAUUUUGGACAGCUUGGGGACGAGGUCAGGGCUACUGGAUGGACAUUCCUACCCGUAGUUUCAUCGUAG